Molecule: messenger RNA, 2041 nt
Organism: Ilex paraguariensis (yerba mate)
Lineage: Eukaryota; Viridiplantae; Streptophyta; Magnoliopsida; Aquifoliales; Aquifoliaceae
Source: the annotation of a GenBank genome assembly
CCUUUAUGAUGUCCCUCCCUCCAUCGUAUCAAGCCUCUUACAUAGACCCCAUGCUCCAUUUUCUGUGUCUGGUGGCCUUGUAGGUGGUGGGGUGUGUUUUUGUGUCGCUGAAUGGAUUUUGGGAUGGUAGGUUUAGAUGGGUUGGUGUGUUCAGACAGUGGCUUUGCUUCUACUCUUGCUUCAGAUCCUGAGACCAAGCAAAAGUGGUACGGAUCUGGGGGUCUCAAGCAGGAAAGGUCUGUGACUACUGAAGAUGACUGGAGGGACUUUAAAGUGACCAAAACUACUGAUGAUUUCUCAGUCUCCAAGGCAAUGCUGCUCGAGCAGAGAAGUCCUUUGCUGAGAUCUAACAGCACUACACUCUCUGAUGGUCAGCAGAUGCUGAGCUUCUGCUUACCCAACUCACAAACUGUUACAUACCCUUACUAUCACCACACAUCAAGUGGUUAUAGUAGAAGUACAGGCUAUGGCUAUGGAGUCUUAAAUGCUGCAAACAUGCAGGGGGUACUAACCGGGGUUAGAGGACCUUUUACCCCAUCACAAUGGAUGGAGCUUGAACACCAGGCCUUGAUCUACAAAUACAUCACUGCAAAUGUGCCCAUCCCAUCAAAUCUUCUCAUCCCAAUAAGAAAAGCCCUUGAAUCUGCUGGCUUACCUAGCUUCUCUGGCCUUAGACCCAAUACUUGGGAAUGGGGUUCUUACCAUAUGGGAUUCUCUAACAACAAUGAUCCGGAGCCGGGAAGGUGUCGCCGGACCGAUGGGAAGAAAUGGCGGUGCUCUAGAGAUGCAGUUGCCGACCAGAAGUAUUGUGAGCGGCACAUGAACAGAGGCCGCCAUCGUUCAAGAAAGCCUGUGGAAGGUCAAACUGGCCAUUCCGUCUCCGGACUCACCACAACCACAACCACAACUACUAAGUUGAUGCCAAUGACUUCCUCCUCAUCGGCAUCUGUGGUCACCGGGAACGGCGCAACCAACAGCCUCGGCCUCUCGCACCAACACCAAUUCAGUAACUUGCAGCCUGCUGCACCUAAUUCUUCUCCAUCCCCCAAUCUUAGCAGGAGUUAUAUGAACAAGGAGAAUAUGGGUGAUAGAGUUCAAAAUACAACAGGCCUCUCCAUGCUUAUUCCGACCAUUGGCCUAAAAGAAAACCAAUAUUCCAUGCCAAAACAGCAGUAUCUGUAUGGAGAACCUCGGGCGGAGUUUGGAUUUGUCUCCACUGACUCCUUGCUCAAUCCUUUGAACAAAAGCUCUUCGCUCACUGACUGCAGAAACUAUGGUUCAUCUGAAGACCUCAAUGAGCGUGUGAACAAAUCACAAAAUUUACUUCACCAAUUCAUGGAUGACUGGCCUAACAGCCAGUCUGAACGAUCAGCCAUUUUGUGGCCUAAUAUUGAUAUGCAGUCAGACAGAACCCAACUCUCUAUUGCAAUUCCCAUGGCUUCCUCAGAUUUCAUGUCAGGUACUUCGUCUCCCACCAAAGAAAAGCUUGCACUUUCACCUCUCCGAUUAUCACGGGAGCUUGAACCAACCAAGAGGGUUUUGGGGGUGGGUAUGGUCCUCAACCAAAGGCAACCAAAUUGGGGCCCCAUUUCCUGUGAGACUUCCAUGUGUGGACCUCUUGGAGAGGUUCUGCAUAGCACAAGUAACAGUGCAAGCGACUGCAAGAAGGCAUCGGUUCUUAACCUCAUGACUGAGUGUCCCAGCUUGGCAUCAUCUCCGACUGGGGUUUUACAGAAGGCCACAUUUAGAUCUCUCUCCAACAGCAGCGCUGGGAGCAGCCCAAGAGCUGAGAAUAACAAGACACUUGAAGUGGGUUUCUCCAGUGGCAUCCAUGGCUCAACUCUUAUGAAUCCCUCCUUGCCUGCUUUGUAACCAUCUUCUUAUCCAAACCUGAGAAGACAUUCGGUAAUGUUCAAUGAAGUGAGUUUUUCUCUGUGCUAACAAAGUUUUGCUUACAACUAAGCUUUGUCAGUUGGAAUUUGUUUAUUUCUAUGGUUCUGUAUUCUGUUUACCUUUCGGGAAUGUUUUCGGUUUUUUUUUU